This is a messenger RNA of Tachysurus fulvidraco (yellow catfish), 1311 nucleotides long. It is a transcript of the gene sult3st1, whose product is annotated as sulfotransferase family 3, cytosolic sulfotransferase 1. Gene Ontology annotation, biological process: sulfation. Gene Ontology annotation, molecular function: sulfotransferase activity. Gene Ontology annotation, cellular component: cytoplasm. NCBI's taxonomy places the organism in Eukaryota, Metazoa, Chordata, Actinopteri, Siluriformes, Bagridae. The record is from RefSeq and is a predicted model, not a curated record. The transcript is spliced from 6 exons. The coding region runs from base 98 to 955 and encodes 285 amino acids.
AAAAUCCAAAGUCCACCUGCACUGACUCACACUACAAACCCCGGAGUGUGGCGAGUGUGCAGAAGUUUACACGCCCUGGCGCUCUGCAGCAGGUAUAAUGGAACAGAUCAGUGAGUAUCUCUGUAAAUAUAAAGGCCUUAUAUUUGCUAGCGGAAUGACGACAGCAGAACACAUCGAUUCUCUACAGAGCUUCAAAAUACGAGACAGUGACGUAUUUUUGGUGACGUACCCAAAGUCAGGUACAAUAUGGACACAGAAUAUCAUCACGCUAAUCUGUGAGUCCGAGUUUGAGCAGAGAAAUGACGUUUCCAAUAAUCUUGAGAAAAUGCCAUGGCUGGAGUUUCCUGAAGGUCACUCAGAUUACUCUUCACGACCUUCUCCUCGCCUCUUUGCGUCCCACCUCCUGCCCAGGCUCAUGCCCCCCGGCCUGAAGGACAAAAAGGCUAAAAUAGUGUAUGUGAUGAGGAACCCUAAGGACAACGUGGUGUCUUAUUUCCACUUCUGCCAUGCGAUGGCCAAGCUGGAGACCCCUAAGAGCUUUGAGGACUUUCUGCAGCAGUUCCUGGCUGGAGAUGUUGCAGGAUCAUCGUGGUUCGAUCAUGUCAGAGAGUGGUACACACACCGAGACCAGUACAACAUCCUGUUUCUGACGUAUGAGGACAUGAUCACGGAUCUGAUGUCAGCUGUGGAGAAGAUCAGCAGGUUCUUGGGUCGAGAUCUGAGUGAAGCUGCUCUGCGUCGUGUCGUGAAGAAAACAACCUUCCAGAACAUGAAGAAAGACUCAAAAGCAAACUAUGAGUUUAUUCCUGAAGAUCUGCUACAGAAGGGCCAGUUCAUGCGUAAAGGGACAGUUGGAGAUUGGAAGAACACCUUCACUGUGGCCCAGAGCGAGAUGUUUGACCAGGCCUACAAGGAGAGGAUGAAGGACCUGCCGUUUCAGCUCACAUGGGAAUAAACCCUGGAGGAUCAGUGAUGUCCGUGUGCAGAUGAUUCCAACACGCUGGACUGUUAAAGUGUGACACGUUGGAGCUUUCUGAUAGAAUGCAGAGCAAAUUCACUUCAUACUCAUUUAGAACAAACCACAAGAAAGAUCUCACACAACCAAGCAGCUUAUUAUCAGCACAAAGCAAACUGAUCACAUCACACACAGCUGAGUGUAAACAGAUCGUGUUUCAGGGUGAACGCUGACUUUAAGAAGACACAGAAAUGAUAUGAGAUGUUCAGUGGUUUGGUUUCACACACACACACACACACUGUAACAGAGGUGUCAGGUCCACGUGUGUGUUAAUAAACGUGUUAAUUACUCAUUCA